CCUAUGCAUAUGAUGAAUGUGGACGGCUGGGCGCUGUUAUAACACACCGCGACACUCUUAAGCAGCAGUCAACUUGCUGAUUCUUGCACAAGAGUGUGUCGCUGUCGUAGCAUAACAUCUAGAUAUGUUCUUUAAUAUGGACUAGUUACAGAGCAAAUGCUGCUCGGUUGUUGCUUAUAGUUUUCAUGUCCAGCAACUCGAACAAGAAGCAAAGCGCGGUGCCAAGCGGUUCGCUUGGGCUAGGGCCUGCUGCGUUGAAGAAGAGCAACAAUGUCCCAGAAGCCGGUCCGGGCAGCCCAACCUCGCCCUCGCGCCGCAGCAACGUACUGCGCUCACCCUACCUCGUCAAGCCGGGCACCCUGCAAAUCCACGGCCAGGCUGCCAACCCCCUCACCUCGUCGCUGACGGUCACGGGGGCAUCGACUGGCACCACAACUAGCGUCGGGAACUCAUCGGUCACCCAGGCGCUGCAGUUGUACCAGCCAGCCCCCUCCCGCCUAGUGGCCAACGCACCGGCCUCACCCUCCCGCGACUCACAUGACAGGUACCGAAGCGCGAUCCACGGCCAGUCUGCUCUCUCGCAGUCCUCAGGGCCGGGGACACCCACACGGCAGCAUGCAACAGCGCACGCCCCGCCCUUGGGCUCGGCCACAUCUUGUCCUCUGCCCGCACAUGCCGCGGGCACGGCGCCUGCCGGGGCGCCUGCUGCUGGCGGCGCUGCGCCCGCUGUCUCCGCGGUAGCGGGCGGGGAGUCUGACUUGCAGCUGCUGAAGGACCAGGUCAUGAAGCUGCAAAAGGCUUUGGAGAGCCUGAGCGGCCCCUCACCCCUCAUAGACAGCAAUGCGGGCGGGUCAGGGCCCGCUGGCGGCCCCGCACGUACGCUGAGUGGGAGUGGAAUGAACCUGGCUGCAAUCGCGGUGCCGGCACUACACGCCGCGCUCUGGUCAGCGGGCGGCGUGUGGGGCGGCGGCAGCAACAGCAGCGUCGGCAGUGCGAGUAGCAGCAGCAUAGGUUCGGUUGCUUCGUUCAGGAGCACCAGUAGCGCGACGUCCACAGCCACAGGCGGCUCCAACAACACCAACACCAGCAGCGGAAGCUAUGGCGGGCCAACUUCUUCCAACCCGCUUGCCGCGUGGGCGGCGACGGCGGGCUCUGGCUCCGCAGGGCUGGAUGCCUUGCUGCAGGCCGGCGUGCCGCCAUCACCACAGCAGCAACAACAACAGCAAAUUGUGUCGGCGCAAGACGCCAUGCUAAUAGCAGCUCGGGCAAAACUCUUGGAUCUUUUCAUUCGCAAGGCGCACCAGCUGCUCCUGGAGUCUGCGCCGGAGCUGUUGUUGCCCAUCAGCAUGCUGGGAGGGACUGGCAGCGGCAACGCCCGGGACGGUGCGGACGACGGUGCCGCAGGCGCCGCUGCCGCUGGCGGGCGGCCGCCGCUGCCACCCGGUGCCGCCUCACGGCCGGCAUCAGGCAUGAGCCCGGGCGCAAGCGCAGCUCGCAACAGCAAUGCCGCCGCAUCCGCGGCCGCCAGCCCCAUUCCUGCAUCCCGUAUCAUGAGCGCUCCACCCGCACCAGGUGGCGUUGGCGCCGCCUUCGCUGACGGCGCGCGCUCCGGCUGUGGCACCGAGUCUGGUGGGGUGGGAGCCAGCGGUCCAGCCACGGCGUCGUCGUCAACGUCGGGAGGGUUGGGCGCGACGCCCACGCUCGUGUCACUGCCGGCGCUCCCGGCGGACCUGUCGCCGGCGGGCGUGCUGGUGGCGGCGAGCCGGCGGCUGGGCCAGCUGGCGGCGGUGGUGACGGGGCGGGACGCACGAGGCGCGGCGGCGGAGCUGGCGCUGGCGGACACACGCGCCAAGCUGGAGUCAGCACUGAGUGACAACACGCUGCUGCGCAACGCACUGGCUGAGCUGCAAGCCAACACCGCGCGGCCGCAGUCGCGAGGCAACAUGCGAGCCGAAUCGUCUGCGCGCCCGCCUUCGGCCCCGGUUGCAGCGCCCGACCCUAGCUUACUUCGCACCAUCAGUUCGCUGACGACGGAGCUGGGGGCGGCCAAAGCGCGAGCGGAUGCAGCUCAGAAGAGGCUCGACGCAUCUGAGGCUGGGCGUGAGGAGCUGCGGAAACACCUCGCGGACGCAUUAGCGGCGGGCAAGCGUCCGCCCAGCACCGCCGCCGGCGUGCAGGUGUCGCUGGGACCCGACCCCUCGGUGGCAGCAGACCUUGAGGUGCAGCGGGCGGCAGCGGAGGCGGCGCAGGCGGCGCUGAAGGAGCUGCGUGCCCGGGCAGCAAAGCUAGAGGCGGAGGCGGCAGAGGCGCGAGCGCUGCGCGGCCAGCGGGAGGAACUGCUGGGGCGCGUGUCGGAGCUGAAGGCAGCGGCAGACGUGGCAGAGGCCGAGCGGCGGCGGCUGGCGGCGUCACUGGCGGACGCCGGCCGGGGCGCCGCCGCAGCCAGCGAGGCCAAGGCGGAGGCGGAGGCACUGAGGCGCCAGCUGGAGGCUGAGCGACGCAAAGUGGCGGAGGCAGCUAAGUCCGCGGAUUUCGCCGCUUCCGAUUGGAGAUCCAGUCUGGACAGGGCGCGCUCCAAAAUCGAGGAUCUAGAGUCCAAGCUUCAUGAAGCUGAGGCAAAGGCCAAAGUCGCCGCCACCGCAGCCGCUGGCGAGCUGCGCGGCUUCAAGGCGAAGCUGUUGGAAGCUGAGGCGGCGGCUGUCAGGCAGGCGGAUGCAAUGCGGAGGUCGGAGGUGGCGCUGGCGAAGGCGCAGGAGGAAGCGAAGCGUGCGGCUGGGGACGCUGAGGCCCUGAGGCGGCGGCUGGGCUCGGCGGAGGCGGCUGCGGCUGCGGCGCAAAAGGAGGCAGCGGCUGCGGUAGAGGCGGGAGAUCGCAAGCGCGCGGAGCAUGCUGCAAAGAUCUCGCAUCUCACCGAAGAGGUGAAGCAGCUGCGCGAGGAGCUGCGAGCGGUGCAGGCGGAGGCGGAGGCAGCGCGCGCGCUAGCGGCACGGUGGGAGGCAGACGCCACCGCCCUGCACGCCGAGAAGCUCGAGGCAGCUGGGCGGCUGAACCGGUCCCAGUUGGACCUGGAGGCGGAGCGACAGCGGCUGGCGGCGGAGGUGGCGGCCACCGUCAAGCAGCGGGAGGAGCUGCUGGCAGAUGCCAACGCCGUCAAGGCACUGGGCACCCUGACGCAGGCAAAGACGCUGCGGCUAGAUAUUGGCGGCGGCGCGCUGGCGGCGGCGGCUUCAGCAGCGGCUGGCGGCGCGGGCGGCUCCCGGCCAAUGACUGCAGACCCUGCGGCGCAUAUGCGCCUCUCAAACCUUGUGAAAGACCAGCAGCAGCAGCUGGCUGAUCUGCAGGACGCGCUGGCGGCUCGCGAGCAGCGCUGCGGCGAGCUGCAGGUGGCGCUCACGGCGGCGCAGCAGGCCUGCGAGGCGGCGGAGGCCAAGGCGGAGGCGCGGGAUGCGGCGGCGGUUAGCUCACAGGGCGCCACGGCAGAGCGGGAGGCGGUGCUGGCACGGCAACUGCAAGAGCUGCAGGCCACGUUUGACGCCCAGACUGCAAUGGUCACGCGGCUCAAAACCCAGUUUGAUGAGCUCGGCAGCCACUGCGAGUCGGUCAAGGCCCACAACACCGAGCUGCACAAGAUGGCCGAGCGGCUGCAGCGCGACGCCGGCGUGGCGGCGGCUGAGGUGCGGGAGCUGCGACAGCAGCUGGAGGCGGCGAGCCAGCAGCUGGCCGAGGAGCGCACCGCCCGCCAGCGGCUGGCAGACCAAGUGGGGGCCCUGGCUCAGCAGCGUGAAGCCGCCGACGCCGACGCUGCCACCUACGAGGCGCAGCACCGCGGCGACUGCAGCCGCAUGGAGGAGCUGCAGGCCGCACUCCUGCUGGCCACUCAGAAGCUAGCGGGCGCGGAACGAACCAUCAAUGUACAGGACGAGCGCAUUGCCCUGCUGCAGUCGCGGUUGCGGACGCUCCUGGACAUAUGCGCCGCGCUGGGCCCCCCCGCGCAGCAGCUCCUGCCCGACUGGGCGGCGGACCUGUCCGACACCGCCGCCUCGGCCUCGGGCGGCGGCACGCCUAUGCUGACCUCGCCGCGCGCAUCCGCCGCAGCCGCCAGCCUGCAGCUGCCGCCGCUGGGCACUGCUGGCGCCGGCGGCGGAGCGGCGCUGGGCUCGAUGGUGGAGGACAUGAUCAGCCGGGUCAUGGCGGACGCGGCGUACCGAAACGGCAAUGGCAAUGGCGCGGGCGCUUCUGCCAAGGCGCCGCCGGCAGCGCGCAGCAGCGGCGCAGCGCGCGUGACUUCGGCUUCUCCGUCCCGAUCGGCGCAGGCGAACCAGCCGCAGCAGGGCGGUGGCAGCGGUAUGGUCGUGCUGCUGCGGCCGAGCUCGGCAUCGCCUGUGGGCCGUGUGCAGGAGCACGCGACGUCGCCGCUCCCAACAUACGGCAAUCGUGCCAAUGGAGCUGGCGUCAGCGGUCACACCGCUGGCAGCGGAUGGACGUCCGGGUUCACAGGCAGCGGGAGCUCGGGCCCCUCAGCUCGCCCCCAGUCGGCCUGGGUGCAGCGGAACGGGAGCAUGGGCCACGGCCACGGCAAUGCGCUGGUGCCGUCGUCUGCCGCCGUGGCAGGUGGCGGUAGCGCGGCGGCGAGCGCGCUGAUGCGCCGUGUCAACUCGGGCAGCAAUGCCGCCGGCGGCAAUGCGAAUCUGUACGGGCUCCAGCUGCUAGCGGAGGCGGAUGCUCUUGUGGGCGCCGCCGCUGCCGCAGCUGCAGCAACAGGCGGCCGCCCCUCCUAUGGAUCGAUUGCGGAGAACGAGAGUGGCCACGGGCCGCUGAGCCGUCCAUACAGUGCCGCAGUCACGCCUUCUGCCUAUGGCGGGUCUGGAGGUUGGGCAGCGACUGGUGCGCGUGCGGCUCGACCGGGCACCGCCGUCAGCAAGCGCACGGUGCUGCUGCUGUCUACUAGCUCUGCGAGUGGCGGUGCAGCGCUGGAGGAGGCGCUUGCAUUGGACGAUGAUUGGCAGCCGGUGUAGACUUGUGGGAAGCGCCAACGAGAGGAAUUUGGUUUGGCCGAAGCGGAAGUGUGGGCCGUGUGGCUGGGCACAGGUAGUGAAACGGGAAUUCAAGAUACUAAGGAGUUGGAGUUGGAGACGGAGUGGUGGCGAAGGUGAGUCAAGGCUAGACGGGCAGGGCCUGCGACGUUACGACACGGAGGAAGCAGGCGCUGGCGAAGUGGCAAUACGGUAGACGACUGGAGUGGAAACUGGAUGGUGUCGCGGCUGACCUGGAGUAGAAACUGGUAGUGGUAUGAUCGUGACGGCCGUGCAGAUACUGCAGGACAGCAGGAGUUAACUCGCUGACCGGAUGAAAGUUGCUGCAGCUUGGUACGGCACAUAGAAUGCUCCCCUUC
Molecule: messenger RNA, 5392 nt
Organism: Chlamydomonas reinhardtii
Lineage: Eukaryota; Viridiplantae; Chlorophyta; Chlorophyceae; Chlamydomonadales; Chlamydomonadaceae
Exons: 16
Coding region: 186-5015 (1609 amino acids)
Source: RefSeq, a predicted model, not a curated record